AUGACCCGGAGCCACCCUAUUAGGCUUCUGUUUAUGAUCAGUUUGGCAGUACAGAUCAUCUAUAUGGGAAACAGCUAUCAACGAGAGAAACGUAAAGGUAGUAGAGAAGAAAUCCACAACGCUACAUUUCAGAAGCUCCAGCAGACACUCAACCGGACUCCGAGUAAUUCCAGGGAAGCGCAUGGGAGCGCGGAGGGCUGGAAGUCGCGGGACUGGCUUCCCCAGUCCCCGGCUUUGCAAGAGCGUGCACCCCCGCGGCCGCGUUGCUGUAUGAACGGCGGCACCUGCGUGCUGGGCAGCUUCUGCGUGUGCUCCACCCACUUCACCGGCCGCUACUGCGAGCACGACCUGAGACACAGCGAGUGCGGCGCCCUGGUGCAUGGAUCCUGGACCUUCCGCGGCUGCAGGCUCUGCAGGUGCGUCUUCGGGGCCCUGCACUGCCUCCCGCCCCAGACUCCCGGCCGCUGCGGGAAGAUCAACUCUACAGUUCAGUACCUGCUGACCCUUUUUUCACCUGAACAGGUUCUUAUUCUGUGA
This is a messenger RNA of Molossus molossus (Pallas's mastiff bat), 537 nucleotides long. Its product is annotated as cryptic protein-like. NCBI's taxonomy places the organism in Eukaryota, Metazoa, Chordata, Mammalia, Chiroptera, Molossidae. The record is from RefSeq and is a predicted model, not a curated record. Bases 1 to 537 code for a protein of 178 amino acids. The transcript is spliced from 6 exons.